This is a messenger RNA of Pygocentrus nattereri (red-bellied piranha), 1629 nucleotides long. RefSeq names its product BPTI/Kunitz domain-containing protein. Gene Ontology annotation, molecular function: serine-type endopeptidase inhibitor activity. The record is from RefSeq and is a predicted model, not a curated record. NCBI's taxonomy places the organism in Eukaryota, Metazoa, Chordata, Actinopteri, Characiformes, Serrasalmidae. The coding region runs from base 247 to 912 and encodes 221 amino acids. The transcript is spliced from 7 exons.
CUAGCCACAACACAGACAAAAACACUGAGGCAAACCGACCGUUAUAUCCAGAAAGAGUACGGAGAAGUCUUACCUCAGAGCGGAGUCACACUUUUCCACCUCAGGAGACGUCAGUCCAUCAGAGAAGGAGCAGGGAAAAGACUGUGUACUUAUCAAGAAAGGUACAAAGUUCACAACGUCCUCCUCUCUUUCACUGUAAUUUAUGAACCCUCAUUCACUUCAGCUAUCACCACAGAUCACACCACCAUGAGGGAUCUUAGCAUAUUUUUGAUCUUUUUUGCUGUAUUCUACUCUACCAAUGGACAGACUACAGUACAGUCCCUCUGCAACCUGCCCAUGGAUGAGGGAACAGGCUCAGAUGUACGCAUCUACUUGUACUACAACAAGGAUACAGACAACUGCCAACCAUUCCGCUACUCAGGAGAGGGUGGAAAUGCAAACAGAUUCAUUGCUGAGGUGCAGUGCAUGAGAAACUGUUCGGCCAGAGCCAACUCUCUCUACCCUCUGGACAGAUCAAAGGCUUGCCACUUGCCGAGAGCUUCAGGGGAAUGUUUGGGCUAUUAUUUACGCUAUUACUAUGAUCCUGCUCAUGGGAAAUGCAAGACAUUCUUCUGGACUGGCUGUGUGGGCAACGGAAACCGUUUCUUUACUAUUCAAAGCUGCAAUAACACAUGUUCUGGAAUAAUAGAUGAAGCUGAAGGAAAAGAAGAGGAAGUGGAGUCAGACUCACCAGUCGGCAUCAUUCUGGGAGUUGUUUUAGGUAUUAUAGGAGCCAUCAUCCUCAUCGUUGUGAUUGUUCUGAUGCUGAAGAAUAAGUCUACCCCUCAAAACAGCAAAGCAAAGGCCAAAAAAGAUAAGGGCUCUUCUGGACCAGACACACCUCUUCAGAAUGAUAAAAUUGAAAUGGCAUAAGGGAACACAAUGCAGUUUGAAAUACCCAACAUCAGCAUUAACACCGGAAAUCCCCACCACAUCUUAGACAGUGUGCUGAGGCAUAUCAAUAUUUUGAGUAGUCUCAGCAGUGGACACAGUGAAUGUAUUUGUAUUGUUAAAAGACCUUUGAGAUGUGCUGAAGAGAUGAAAGCUGAUGAAGAUGAAGAGAGUAAAGUUAUUUUGUUGUUGACAUCACUCUUCUCAUUGAAUUUUUUUUAGAGGUCAUACUGUUCAGUUUUAGCAACUUAUACCAUCACCAUUCUAUAGGCAUUCUUAAAUAAAACAUGUCAUUUCAGUUUCACUUUAUAAAGCCAUCAUCCACUUCCCCCACAGCCACCUUCACUCUGAAAAAUCCAUGUUGUGGGGAGAGAAUGUUUUAUUUUUACAGCAUUAUUUUUUCUCAUUCCAGUUAAAGCUUUCUUGUAAUCUGUAGUUUCCGUAUUUAAUUACAGUUCUGCUGUAGACUACUCACUCAAUAAUAAUUUCUAAUUAUUAAUAAUUGGCAGCAAUAUUAUUUUUAAUAAUUUAUUAAAUAAUUUAAUAAUUAUUUUUAAUGGAAACAAAUAGGGAGAGUGAGUGACUCAAGUUUACCGUGCAGUAAAUGGAAUUUACAAGACUUGGACGUUUGAUUUUUUUUUUUUUAAACAAUCUUUUGUAAAACACAGAAGAAUAUGAUAUGAUUGCAGUAAUGACUAA